This is a messenger RNA of Lycium ferocissimum, 1380 nucleotides long. RefSeq lists its product as uncharacterized. Gene Ontology annotation, molecular function: DNA binding; endonuclease activity. Bases 1 to 1380 code for a protein of 459 amino acids. The record is from RefSeq and is a predicted model, not a curated record. The transcript has a single exon. NCBI's taxonomy places the organism in Eukaryota, Viridiplantae, Streptophyta, Magnoliopsida, Solanales, Solanaceae. Gene Ontology annotation, biological process: DNA repair.
AUGAAUGACAGGGAUAAAAGGAGAAUUGUGCAGAGUUUGGUAGUUGACUGGAAGGCAGAUAUCAUAUGCCUCCAGGAGACUAAACUAGAGGGGGACAUUAGAGAUAUUGUCAAACAAGUGUGGGGAGGAAGAUGGAUCAAAUUUGCUUACUUGGAGGCUAGUGGCACUAGAGGGGGUAUCAUGAUGAUGUGGGAUUGCAGAAGCUGGAAGGGGGAAGUUUUGGAAAUUGGCAGCUAUACUUUGACGUGCAAGUUUGAAGCACAACUUCAGAACUUUUCAUGUCAUAUAACUGGGGUCUAUGCUCCAAAUAACUACAUCGAAAGAAGGACAGUGUGGGACGAGGUUGGUGCAGUCCGGGGAUUGAUGGAAGGGCCUUGGGCUGUUUGUGGAGACUUUAAUGUCGCCAGAUUCAUCUCAGAAAAAAGAAAUUGUAGGAGAAGAACAAGGAGUAUGGUGGAAUUUUCUGAUUUCAUUGAAGACAUGAACUUAAUUGAUCUACAAUUAGAAGAUGGUAACUACACAUGGUUCAAAGGGGAUAAUCAAGAUAGAGCUUCCAAAAUUGAUCGGUUCUUGAUUUCUGAGGAGUGGGAUGACAGUUUUAGUAAUAUAAAACAGAUUCCCCUACAAAGAUUAGCAUCUGAUCACAUUCCACUAGCUUUAGAGGGGGGCACGUGGAACAGGAGCAAAAACUAUUUCAAGUUUGAGAACUGGUGGCUAGGAACAACUGGUUUCAAUGACAGAGUCCAAGAAUGGUGGAGCUCUUUCAGUUUUUCAGGCAUGCCUGACUAUGUACUGGCUUGUAAAUUAAAAGCUCUCAAAUCAAAACUCAAGGACUGGAGCAGAAGUGAGACAGGAAAUCUGGGUCAUCAAAGGAAGAAUCUGUUAAGCCAAAUGGCAGAACUGGAUGAGGUGCUAGGAGACAGAGUUUUAACAGAGGAAGAAACUGUAAAGAAGGCAGCACUGUUCAUGGAGUACGAGGAGUUGAUAAAAAAUGAGGAAAUCUCAUGGAGACAAAAAUCUAGGGCCUUAUGGUUGAAAGAAGGUGACAGGAACACAAAGUUUUUUCACAAAGUGGCAAAUGCACAUAAAAGAUUCAACAAUAUUCACCAACUGAUGAUCCAAGGAGAAUUAACAGAGGAGCCAGCUAGAAUAGAAGAGGAAAUUAUUGAUUACUAUCAGAAACUGUACAAAGAAACUACUCAGUGGAGACCUACAUGCCAUUAUGACAAUUGCCCAGUCUUAUCUGAGGAGGAUAAGGAUUCUCUACAAGGUAGCUUUGAUGAGAGUGAAGUGCUAAGGUGUUUGAAGUUGUGUGCAAUAGAUAAAGCACCUGGGCCGGAUGGCUUUACUAUGGGUUCUUCAUCAAGUGUUGGGACAUAG